AUGGCACUCAAUGUAGUAGACUCAGCAUUGACAAAGUUUAUUGCCGCGACUGAUCGUAUCAGUCACUUUGCGGCGCGAGUCAACAAUCCUUCUACUGACAGCCCAUCCCUGUACACGUGCCAGGUCCGAAGGGACCAGAUGCGUGCCUUGUGGGAAAAAGUCGAGAAGGAGUACGAGGCUUACUCCUGCUGUUCAGUGCAGUUAAGUGAGCAGAUAGAUAAUGCAUCCCAGGCGCUCACUUCCCGUACACCCGUACAACCGCAAUCCGUGCAGUUCAUGUCCACAGGGUGUCGCUUACCUCCGUGCGACACCGAAGUUUUCGGAGGCGAUUACACUCGCUGGCCCACCUUCCGGGACUUAUUCACGGCUAUUUACAUCCAAAACCCAAGACUGUCGGAAGUUGAGAAACUUUUCCAUCUCAACUCCAAGACCAGCAGUGAAGCCCAUGCCAUUGUGUCAAAGUCUCCUUUGACCAAUGAAAGGUUUCAGUCGGCGUGGUCCAGCUUGGCUGAGCGAUUCGAGAACAAACGGGUGCUCGUAAACAGUCAGCUGAGGAUCUUGUUCAAUUUGCCCACCAUUGGGCAAGAGUCGGGUGCAGCCAUUCAGGAGUUGCAGAGCGCCAUUCAAGGGUGCCUGACGGCCUUAGAGCACACAAAGAUCAACACAGAGAAUUGGGAUUGCAUCCUGGUUUUCUUGUGUUCUUCGAGGCACCCCAAGUUGACCCUUUCUCUUUGGGAACAGUCGAUACAGAAUAAGAGCGACAUUCCAACGUGA
This is a messenger RNA of Drosophila albomicans, 774 nucleotides long. RefSeq lists its product as uncharacterized. The record is from RefSeq and is a predicted model, not a curated record. Lineage: Eukaryota; Metazoa; Arthropoda; Insecta; Diptera; Drosophilidae. The transcript has 2 exons. Bases 1 to 774 code for a protein of 257 amino acids.